GUGCCGGCGGGAGGUGCCGGGACUCCCCCCGCCCCAGCUCGGGUACCACGAGCGGGGCCGGGCAGCAUCUCCUGCAUCCUCCCGCAUCCCUGAGCACGGGCCGUGCCGGGCCGCCGUCCGUCGGCGGGGGAGAGGCCCUGCACGGGCCCGGGCACCGCUGACCUCCGGGCUCGGAACCUCCCCGCGGCCUCGGGAGCCGUGCUGCGGGGAAUUCAGCUCGGCCUGUCCCGCUCGGCCUGUCCCGCUCGGCCUCAGAGCCGCCGAUGGAGACGCUGGAUGGACCGACUGACAGCAAACAGCACGCGUGGGCCCUUCCCGGAGCCGAACACGCAGCGCCAGCACCGCCGGAUGAGCUGUGGGAAGUCCUGGCGUGGGUUUGAAGCGAGGCCAGGCUGCCUGCUGUGAUUUUGGGGGCCCCGCUCCCUCUCCUGAGCGGUGCCAGCAGCUCGCGGAUGCCGAGAGCCGUCCCUUGGGAUGUUCUCCCUUGAGCUCCAAGCAGCAGCCAUCGACCUGGACGGGCCCGGCGGGGUUUUUUUCGGGGCCGUUGGGAAGGAGCUCCUGUUGCUGGAGCUCUGCUGGGGCAGAUGAGCGACACGGUGAUGAACGGCAGGGUGCCCCUGCCCGAGAAAGCCUUGUCCGAGGGCUACGCCCGCCUGAGGUACCGGGACACCUCCCUGCUCAUCUGGCAGCAGCAGCAGCAGAAACUGGAGUCAGCUCCCCCCAACACCUACCUGAGCCGCAGCAGGAGCAUGUGGUACUCGCAGUACGGCAACGAAGCCAUCCUGGUGCGGGACAAAAACAAGCUGGAUGUCUCCAGGGACACGGGGCAGUCCAAGUUUUGCUCCGUGAUGUAAUUCCCCGCGGGAAUCGCCGCGUGGAGAGGAAGCAGAGCUGGGGGAGGUGGGGGUGUGCGCGGGAAGCGGCGUUUCCAGGAGGGGCCGGGGAGGAUGAAGUGGGGUUGUUUCUGUUUGGUUUCGCCCGUUUCCAGACUCCCAUCCUGCGUGUCGCUGAGCGUGUACAACAAACCCGCUCUCGCUGGGGAGCUCUCGAGCCUGGUGCUGCCCAGCAUCUUGGCUGUGCUGGGCCGUGUGUUGCUUGUAAGUGGCUCUCGUGCCCUGAGAAACACCCGCUGGCACUUGGGCACCGUCCCCAGCCACCCUCCCUGGCCAGUCCUGGUGCAUUUCCAGAGCUCUGGGAAUGCUGGUGGGACAGAGGCCAGCACAGGUCUCUGCCCAUCAAGGCUGUGGUUUUAAGGUGUUGAUCUCCAAACCCAUCUGGCCGUUACUUCGUUCUGUUUGCCCCGUCUCCCUUUAAUUGCUGCCCUGGAGUGGUCUCCUCCAGCCAGGGAAUGGAGCGGUUUAUUGUGGGAACAGGCGGAGGAUGUGUUGAGAAUUUAAUCCGAGCCUUCAGAGCACCGGGUAGGAAAGGUGUGCUGGGGUUUUGUGCAAAGCAAGGGGCCCUCUCUGAUCCCACAGUGCGGGAGCAUGGAAAUUACAGGAGCUCUGGAGUCAGGGGAGCUGAUUCCUUUCACACAGAUCCCUGCCCCAGCCUCAGGAACCGCCUGAAAGGGAGGGACAGGCCCAGGAAAGCAACAGCAGGAAACCCCUGUAAAUACACGCAUAUCCUGAGGGGCACGGGGAAACUCCUGCACGGCACAGAGCCACUCCUGAGGUGGGGCACAGAAGGAAAGAGGCCGCUUUGGAGUUUGCUUUGCAUUCAAGUUUUUAACGCAUGCAGUAGCUUUGGAAGGGUUUAACUUCUAGUUCAGGUUGGAUUGUAGGUUUGGUGCAUGUAUUUUAGAAGUCGUGUCUGGGAUUUUUUUGGAUUAACUGGAGGAUUUUAGGAAGGAGAAGCACUGCCCUGCUUGGGCACAGAGGCUGCUGCUCGCAGGUUUCAGUUUCUGUUGAAUCCUGACUUGCUCGAGGCAAGGUCACGCUGAGAAACUCAGCCCAGCAACGAGCACCUGAAUCUUUGUUAAAAACGAAACUACCACUUCCAGGGGUGUGAAUUAUGUGCCCAGGGUUCAGCAUGAAAGUUCUUCUUCAGGGCUCUGCCCUUUCUGUCCUGCCUGGGCCCUGUGUCCAACCCAGCAGUGCCUGGGCACAGGCUUAGCUCCAGGCAAAUCAGCAUUUGAUGUCAGCUUCAGGAUGGAUUAUUUACUUGCCUAUUAUUAGGCACAGUCGUUACUUCUGUUCUAUUUAUCUACAACCUCCUUUGCAUUUUUUUCCCUAAGCACUUUAUUUAUUUAAUUUUUUUUUUUUUUUUUUUUAAAUUACAGUGAAGAAUCUCUUCCACCUCUCCCGUGAGUGGGUGAAAUGCUACAACCAACACACGGGCACUCAGCCUUGCUGAACUCAAUGUACUGAGCACAACACACCUGUUGCAGAGUGAAAUCAUAGAGCUUUGGUGUACCCAGCCCUGCUCCAUAGCACUGCAAACCACAGGCAGCUCGCUGGUUUUUUAAAAGCACUAUUUUCUGCAUGUGUUGGUGUGUGAUACCUCGUGUGUGUGUGUGCUCGUAGAUUUAAACCUGCUGGACCUCGCUGCUUUGCAGACCCGUGCAUUGCUCUGCACACAAAUCACCCUCUUGGUUUUGUCGGGACUAGCUCUGGAGGAGAAGCAGUUCAGUGAAUAAAUGCUUUUCAGCCGGGUGAAGGCGUUCAGUGAGGUUCACAAAGCCAGCGAGGCUCGGCAGGGUGCCGGGGGAGCAUUGCCAGGGAUGUGUGACCCACCUGGGCCUCCAGUUCUUGGCUGAGUGAACAGGAGAUUAUUUACUCAAACAGGCAGGAGGCUGGGCCCAGAGCUGCCCUGGGAACUGCGGGAGAGGUGGGUUCCAGGCCAGCCCUGGGCAGCACGUGAACUCUGGGAGUUUAAGGAACAGCACAUCCCCCAAACCAGCUGUUCGUUUUCUUUUCUUAUAGAAAAAAAAAGAAACCCAACGCUUAUUUUCUUUUUUAAUUUCAGUAAGGAAGAUGCUUAUUUUGGGUAUAAUCACUCUCUUUUUGUUAACGUGGCUGGUAAACCAAAAUUCAGUUAUUUUGCAGAGUGUUGAUUGGACUGUACAAGACUAAACCCGUAAGAAUGUGCAUAAAUUCUUCCAGGAUGGAGGCUGGAUGUGACAGCGCAGGAAGAAGAGGAUGAGUUGUCCUUCCAUCUCUGUGAACGUGACUGUAGUUCUCCAUUUCUGUGUGUCCCUGGUCACAGCAGGGUUGUGGAGUGGCUGCUGUGGCUGUUCCUGUGAGCCAGCUGUGUGGUGGUGAUGCGCUUGUUUCAAGCUCUGUUGUAGCCUCUUUGAUAAAGUGCAUUAAAACGGUUUGAAUGCA
Molecule: messenger RNA, 3323 nt
Organism: Hirundo rustica (Barn swallow)
Lineage: Eukaryota; Metazoa; Chordata; Aves; Passeriformes; Hirundinidae
Gene: BRD3OS
Product: BRD3 opposite strand
Exons: 1
Coding region: 585-854 (89 amino acids)
Source: RefSeq, a predicted model, not a curated record